UCCGUUUAUCGAAAGCUUUAACUGUACCCGAAAAGUAAUAAGUACUAGUUAGCAAAACGAAAGUAAAUGCUUUGACAUUUCUAGAAAGAAAUGGAUGAAAUCACGGUGAAUAAACUAGAAAAAUGUUCUGAAAAUGAAUUCGUGGAUUGCAUUGAGAACUUUAACAAAAAAAAUUCACAAUCGUUUGUCUUUCCUGAUCUUGGUUUCUCUCUAAAAAAGCGAUUGAUAUCUCUGCUCUUCAGUCGCUUGUCCCAGUGGCCUGAUGGGCGAAUCUCAUGCUUGGAGGCCAUUCGUAUCUUAGGCCGGGAUAAAGUGAAUUUAGAUCAACUUUUCACCCGUGAAAAUUUAGGCACAUUGGUGAAUCUGGCUGGUUUAGUUGCAGAAGAGGAGGAAAUUGCCAACCAUUGUACUUCAGUUUCGGAUCCUAGAGUGAUUAUAGAAGCCCAAAAAUGUCUCUGUAAUCUGAUCUACAAUUGCUCUCUUGCACAAAAAACAUGUAGCAAUAAUGGAUGUGUGGAAGGCAUUCUAUUGAGACUGCGAACAUACAAGGAUCCCAAUUUGCCUCAUGAAAUCAAGUUCUUUGACAUGAGAAUGCUUUUCUUGCUGACAGCUCUGUGUGCUGAAAUUAGACCAAAAGUGCGUGAUCAAUUGCAUGGUCUGACCUACUUGAUGGAAGUUCUAGACCUUAUCCUCAAAGAUAAUGUUUCUAAGAACAGUGCAUCAGGUACAGGCCGUCGCACUUUCAACAAAGGUAGCAGAAGGGGAAAAUCAAACCAGGGUCCGGAGGUUUGUACUGCACCAUGCCUUUCUGAUGAAGAAGUUGACACAGCUGUUGAAGUGCUUAAAGUAUUGUUUAAUCUCACUGUCAACACAGAGAAAUUUAAUUUAGAAGAGGAAGAAGAAGCACAUUAUUUACGUCUUGUGAGCAUUCUUCAUGACAUUCUGUUGAGCGAUACGAAAAAUCCAGAAAAAAGAGAUGUUCUCCAAAGUCACACUGUUGAUUUGCUGACCAAUAUGCCUGUGUCCAGCUAUGAGGAACUGAUGACUCCUGUGGUCAAGAUGGAUGAGGAUAACCCAAAUAUCUUUGAGGGUAUGGAUAUGGAAGCAGUGCAUGUACUCCUACAAUUUUUGGAAAGAAGAGUAGAAAAGACAUACAAAACUUAUAGAGAACCCUUAUCACCAAUUUUGACAACAUUAGUUGAAUGUUCUCACGCUCAUAGCACCAUCCGCAAAUUUUUAAAGAAAAAGGUUCUUCCGCCUCUAAAAGAUUUUUCUCAAAGACCAGAAGAAGGCACAGCUCUGAGGAACAGACUUGUCAAGCUGAUGACUUCUCCUGCUUUUGAUGUGAAAGAACUUGUGGCUGAUUUCCUUUUUGUUCUAUGCAAAGAAAAUGUGACUCGUCUUAUCAAGUACACAGGCUAUGGCAAUGCUGCUGGUUUGCUGGCUAAGCGUGGACUGAUGCUUGGAGGCAAUGGUGAUGGUAAUUACUCUAGUGACUCAGAAGACAGUGAUACAGAGGAGUAUAUCAAAAUGAGAGACAAGAUCAACCCAGUUGUUGGAUGCUACCAGGAGCGAAAACCCAAUCAUCAUCUGGAUGAUUUGACCGAGGAGCAGAGGGAAUACGAAGCCAUGCAGCUUGUUGAUAUGAUGGAUAAAUUGGCCAGUGUGUCUCUCAUAUUAUUUAGAGAGGGCUCAAUCAGACCGAUGCGUAUUGGAGAGGAUGGCAAGCCUAUAGCUAUAGACCAUAUUCUUGAAAUGCGGGAGGACCUGUUUAAAAACAAGGAUUGAAAAUAUGGAUUUCAACUCUUUCAUCCUAUUUUGAGCUGGAUCCCAUCCAUUGUCUGUUCUACAUCUCUUUUUUCUGUUUUUGGAGCCAUGUGUAGUGGGAAGGUCAAUUUCCAUUCUUCACCAAGUUACUCAACCAAUGGGUCGCAGUGGAUGUGAUAUAGACUAAGUAAAAUGUUGUCAAAAUUCAUUUUCUGACUUAUUUGUAUUGGCAGUAUUUUUCAUGCCACAGAUUAGUUUCUGUAGUUCUAUUAGUUUGUAAAAAAAAAAUAAUAAUUGUCUUAAUUCAUCUGCCUUUUUAAAUUUAAGUAUGAACCAUGUAUUUGCUUUGGAUAUAUUUUCAGCAAAAUUUAACCCUUUUUGAUACAUGAAAUGGUUUUAUUUUGAUUUGCAUAUAAAAUGGCAUUAACUUAUAAAAUAUACUUUUAACUCUGCAAUAUAAACAUCAAAUUGAAAUGUAUGUAUGAAGAUUUUUUAAUAAUUGCCAAUUGAAAGAAAGCUGGAACCAAAAUGUAUUUUAAAUAUUAAAGUAUUAUAUUAUUUAAAAUCAUCACCUUCUCAUUAUAUAUGGUCAACUUAAUUGAUUUCGAAUGGUGUACAUAAUAGCAAUUUUAAACUUUCUUUUUCAAAACACUGGCAUUUGUGCAAAGAUUUGUUUUUUCCUCCUUUGUUAUUUUAUUUGGAGGUUGAAAGUAUAUAUUAUAAUGAUUUAAUUUUAAUGUAUUUUUAACUGAUUUGUUCUGUGUCUGAUGUUUUUAUUCAUUUUGCUUCACUGAUAAGUUUCACUUUUUUCACCUUGAUUUUUUUCUCCUCAAUCAUUGAAAAUAAUGAUAUUUUUCUCCUCUUGAAAUUCGUCUUGUUGCCUAUAGUUUUAAUUAUUGCCCUAGAUUAAAGUGUGGAUUUUUAUAAUUAGCCUCAUCUUUCUCUGAUAUAGUUAACAUUAGUUCAUAGAUUCUGUAUCCAUUUUUAAACAUAGAUUGUAUAUUCUAUGAUAACGAUUUAAUUAAAGCUGUCCUAAUGGUAGAACUUUUAGGAAAUUAAAAAUUUUUUAAUUGUUCUACCACAUUUUAUAUCGCAGGACAUAUAUGUGUAAAAUAUAUCAAAUGAAAUUCAUCAUUUGGAGAUACCAAAUUUUUAAGUCUGGAUUUUAAUAUUAAUGAAAAUGAAACAAUGUUCUUUUUCAUUCCAAUAUUUAGAAUUAAAAGCUAAUCACAUCCAAUUAGUAGUAUCUCAUUUAUGAUUACAGUGUGUAGCUAGUCAAGAAAUUUAUUUAUUAAUCAAUCCAAAUUUCGAUUCCCGGGAUUAAAAUUUGACUUAUAUUCUAUAACCAUCCAUCUAUUCUUGUAAUUUAUAAAUGAAUACUUAUCUAUAGUGAUAAUUCAUCAGGUAAGAAAUGAAAUAAUGCUACAAAAUAUUUCUUUAUAGUUUUCGUUUAAAGGAGAGAAAAAAAAAAAAAAAGGGCGUUUUAUCAAAUUCUAAAUUUUUACUUAAUUAAAUGCAUGUUAUUCAUUGCUUUCCAUUUUUGCAAAAAAUUUUGUCACAUUUGAUAAGAAUACUGUAAAAGGAUGAAUGGUAGAAAUAAAGGAUAAUUCAUUUUUCUUCGUAUUUCAUUUUGUAGUAUUUUCUUCGUCAUUUCAUUGUUAUAUGAAAUUUUGGUGCAAUAGUAAAUGUUAGCAUUUUCAAUCGAGCUUCUAUGUCGUAAUGGUCUUUGCCAGUUAUUUAUAUGGGAAGUUAUGCAAAUUUCUUGACAGUAUCGUAACUAGGGUGGGGGAAUUGAAGAAUAAGGAAUUAGUAUCUGUAUUUUAAAUGGAAAUCAAUUUUGAAGGGUAGCUGUUUUUUGGAUGAAACUGUAUUUUUGUUAAACAAUUUACUGUUCCUACAUACAGCAUUCUUCAUGAACUAUUUCACCUUAUUUGAACUGUUGAUAUCAGUACUCAAGUGUAUUUAUUCGAAGGGUUUCUGAUAAAUUGUAAGGAUCAACCAGGCAUUUCAAAAGCUAUCAGUUUUAUAUUUGAAUAUACGGAAACAAAUGUCUUGUGCAUUUUAUUGCGAUAGUUCAGGAACUAAAAGAAAAAUCAAUAUAAAAUAAUUAUGAUUUGCAAUUUGGCUUUAUUGAAAAGUAUGCUACUUACUAUCACUGAAAAUAUUCUAAAUCUAUUUGUGCUCAAUGAGUGUUAUACUAAUUGAAAUUUACUUUACAUUUGGCACAAACUUAUAAUAAUUACUAGCUAUUAAUAAUAUCAAACUUUUAAUAACUUUGAGCUAGAGCAUGUAUACGAGGGCUGUCUAAAAGGUAUCCGAUAUUUGGCCAGGAAAAAUAUAUUACAAGUGACGAAUUCUGGACCCCAAUUCCCUUCAAACAAGACUCCUUGCACCUUCACACACCUAGCACACUGAUCCUUCUACUGCUGAAAACAAUUUCGGAAAGCUUCUUUUGGAAUUAUGUCCGUUUCUGCUGUCGUGGCCAUUUAUGAAUCGGUUAAAACACUUCUUCAUUUGUGUUACCUCCCACAGUAUCUUCUCCAACCAUUUGCUGAAUCUUACGAAUUGUUUCACUUUGAAAAUUGCCUAGCUUUUGACAAAAUAUGAUGCAGUUAUCUCAACUCAACUCGUUCAGUCAUCUUGAGGGAAAUCAAAAAUCUGACUCAGCAGGCAGCGACUGACACACUCGAAUACAGAGAAAAACUUCAAGCAUGCGCAUUAAGUUGUCUUCUUCCACUGUGCACAGUAGCACCACUCUAGCAUCCUUACCGUACACUGUAAAAUACAAGGUCGGAUACUUUUUAGACAGCCCUCAUAUGUUUGUAGUUCUUUCACAGUGUAAAUACAUUCCACUGUGAUCCAUUGAAUUGAAAGAGCUCCCAGUUUUCGGAUUGUAUUUGGUGGAUGCUCUCCUAAUUUGAAACAUCAUCAUUCAUGGCAUUGAAACCAUCCAAAAUAAUGUUCCCCACAAGCGUAUUACAACUUGGAAAAAUUUCGGUAAAGAUUUCUGCCAAAUUUCUUCAGCAUUUUACAUAAACGCGUUCCUGUUUUGAAAAGGGGGGGGGUCAUAGACUGACUACUCCGUCCCCCCCCCCAAAGGCACAUGUAGAAACUUGAAUGACCCGACCACCGGGACAGCAACACUGGCGGGAACUGUGGUUGAGUCCUAAGGGCCAUCACCCUUCCCUAAAGAACUACGUUCCGUCAUUGAUGGAAAGAGUUAGACUCCCACCUUUUCGUAUACCCACAGGGGUGGCGAGAUCCAGCCACCAUGUUGAAAGCUUCUCGGAAAAGGGGUGGGGGGUCCCUUAAUAUACUCAUUUACUAAACUAUUCGCCAAAUAAAAUUCCUCGGAAAAGAAGGUUAAAUGCUAAUUCUAUGUGAAUACUAUACAACAUGAUUACUGCAGAGUUGGUAGGGUAAGGACCAUAUUUCACAGCCUGGUCUAUCCGUAAAAUUUUUCAGAAUCCUUCCCAAAUGUUUUGUAUUAUUUAAGAUACAACUAAUUUGUUUCCUAAUUUACUAUGCAUAAAUGAUUAUUUUCAUAUAUUAUGUUGUAAUUAUAUUUGUUUUCGUUGUAUAUACUAUUUUAAUCUCAAUUUUCACUCAGUGUGAAUGAAUCUAUUUUAUAGUGUUUUAUAGACAUUUAAGAUAUUUAAUAUUCAAUUAUGCCAUUAGGCAGCCAUUAAUUUGUGAUUAGCCCUUGUUAUUCUGUGCUAUCUUUCUAGAAGUGUACACUUAUACAAAUGAAUGAAAACCGAGUUGUCUUCUAACUUAUGACUAUAUCUAUUAUUUAAGUGUGCUAUAUAUGCAUGGCCCCUCUGUUGGGAGGGCUUUUUUCAUAAUAAUUUAGUAUGUUGUGAGAAAAGACUAGAGAUUGUUGUGUAUUCUUCAAAGAAUAAGCCUGAGAAAACAACAAGGAAUAAAAUAUUUGGAUGUCUAGA
Argiope bruennichi is the source of this 5711-nucleotide messenger RNA. RefSeq names its product synembryn-A-like (gene ric8a). Gene Ontology annotation, cellular component: cytoplasm. Bases 91 to 1788 code for a protein of 565 amino acids. Lineage: Eukaryota; Metazoa; Arthropoda; Arachnida; Araneae; Araneidae. The transcript has 15 exons. The record is from RefSeq and is a predicted model, not a curated record. Gene Ontology annotation, molecular function: guanyl-nucleotide exchange factor activity; G-protein alpha-subunit binding. Gene Ontology annotation, biological process: G protein-coupled receptor signaling pathway.